CAAAUUCCGAAGUGUCUCGUGACGUGCCAGUGAGGAAGCAGCCGACUCAGCUGACGUUGGCAGCAUCCAUCAUUCAGCAGAGAUGGCCGGCCCUGGCCUGGCAAAGAGGCGGCUGCCUGCUCAGCUGCUGCUCCUCUGGAUGCUGACAAGUGUCUCUGAGUCCAGGCUGUACCUGUUGGCUCCAGUUUCUGUCACGCUUGAGAAGAACUCUGAGGCCAACGUCACCCUAACUCCCAGUUCCCCUCUUAACCAGUCGGCCGUGAUUACGUUCAAUGUGGUCUUCAGCUCCAAGUUGAACUACACCUCUGUCAUCACCGUGCCUGAGCAGGUGUUGCUGCCAGUGGACGCGGCCUCUGUCAGUUUCAAUGUGGCGGCCCACGAUGUCGGUCAGGUGACCACGUACCUGCUGAGCAACAACACGGCCCUCAACAGUUCGGACGUCAGGAUCCACUUCCUAGUCGUCCACAGCAGCGUCCUGUUGGUGAUCGUCCAGGUGAUUGGCUGGAUUUACUUUCUGGCCUGGUCGGUGUCCUUCUAUCCACAGGUCUGGGAAAACUACAGGAGGAGGAGUGUUGUAGGUCUUAACUUUGACUUCCUGGCUCUCAACCUCAUGGGCUUCAUCGCCUACAGUGUCUUCAAUGUAGGACUGUUCUGGGUGCCUUAUAUAAAGGAGGAGUUCCUGGCGAUCAACCCGAAUGGCAUUAACCCCGUCAGCGCUAACGAUGUCUUCUUCAGUCUCCACGCUGUCCUGCUGUGUUUGGUCUACAUCAGCCAGGCUGCUGUGUUUGAGAGGGGGGGUCAAAAGAUCUCCCGUACGGCCGUGUUCCUGUUGGUGAUUGGCUGGACCUUUGCCUUGGUCAGCUUGUUUCUGGCUGUAGCCAAACAGAUCACCUGGUUGGAUUACCUUUACUAUUUCUCCUACAUUAAGCUAGCUGUCACUCUGGUCAAAUAUGUGCCACAGGCGUACAUGAACUACACGAAGCAGAGCACUGAAGGGUGGAGUAUAGGCAACGUGUUGCUGGACUUCACCGGGGGCAACCUCAGUAUUCUACAGAUGCUCUUACAGUCUUACAACAAUGACGAGUGGAGGCUGAUUUUUGGCGAUCCCACAAAGUUUGGCCUGGGUGUGCUCUCUGUGGUGUUCGAUAUCCUGUUCAUGACUCAGCACUAUUGUCUCUACACACAGCCGCCACAGUAUCAAACAGUUCCAGGGGAAGCAGAUGACUCUUGAUAGUCUGUAAACGCACAAUCACGGACGAUUUCUAUCGGCCUCCAAGAAGGAGCACACAAUGAAUGAUUCGAUCUGCUCCAGAGAAGUCAAGUGGGAGUCAUCUCUGACCUGCAUCCUGAUAGGAUGCAGCGUUCGCUCGAGCAGGAUUCACACGGAGCUGCUUUAAGUUCCGGGUGCUGCCAUCUUAAACAUCUCAGGAUCAGCACCUUUUUCCUCUUUCUUUUUACCACUGUAUGAAAAUAUUUGAUAGGUGUAAAAAGCAGAUGUAAUGACUGUGUAAACACUUUUUAAGAAAUGCAAUGUCAAAAUUUAAUUCAAGGGGCCUUUCUCAUGUCACAGUUUGUACAACCUCGAUUCCUUUCCUCGUCUCAGUCCCGCCCACCUGAGAUGCGAGUAGGAAGGUGAAGGGAGGGGAUGUUUGAUCAAAUCAGACAUCCUUGCUCUUAUUAUUGCUGCGAGUGUGUUGGUGGGAUCUGGAACCUUUUUAACGGCACUAAGUGUACCUCGUAGUUCGGGCUAGACAUGUUUUUGAUUAUCAUUUUUCAAUCAACUAUUUUGUCACUUUAUCACAUUAUAAUAAAACUCAAUCAACACUUCAUAAACUAUCGUCUGCAUAUUCUUAUCAGAAUAUAAUCGGCAUAUAAACCAUAACAGCGUAAAGGGAUAUGAGACAUUGUUAGUGUGAGAAUGUAUUUAAUUCAGCAACAAACGGACGGUUUAGUAGCUUUGUACUCUGACAAUCUGUUGGUUUUAUAUUCCAACCUUGUUAAAGUAAUACUAUGAACCGGGUUGUUUAUAUUAUGAAAUAAAGUAAUACUAUGAACCGGGUUGUUUAUAUUAUCAAUAAAGUAUUACUAUGAACUGGGUUGUUUAUAUUAUCAAUAAAGUAAUACUAUGAACCGGGUUGUUUGUUAUUAAUAAAGUAAUACUUUUUAAA
Molecule: messenger RNA, 2168 nt
Organism: Pseudoliparis swirei
Lineage: Eukaryota; Metazoa; Chordata; Actinopteri; Perciformes; Liparidae
Gene: ctns
Product: cystinosin, lysosomal cystine transporter
Exons: 11
Coding region: 83-1231 (382 amino acids)
Biological process (GO): L-cystine transport
Cellular component (GO): lysosomal membrane
Molecular function (GO): L-cystine transmembrane transporter activity
Source: RefSeq, a predicted model, not a curated record